This is a messenger RNA of Penicillium argentinense, 3225 nucleotides long. RefSeq names its product Fibronectin type III domain protein. The transcript has 3 exons. The record is from RefSeq and is a predicted model, not a curated record. NCBI's taxonomy places the organism in Eukaryota, Fungi, Ascomycota, Eurotiomycetes, Eurotiales, Aspergillaceae. Gene Ontology annotation, molecular function: protein binding. Bases 1 to 3225 code for a protein of 1074 amino acids.
AUGUAUGAGCCACUCCACCUCGCUUUCGACGCUUACCCUACCGUCGUCCCACGAGUGAGGGUUAGAGGCGUCAUGGCUCUCUUUCUGGCGGUCUCAAUCUUAUGGGCUCUGAUCUGCAUGGCAAGUCUGCCAGACCCCGAACGAUAUCCUAGUCGAGAAACUGGGUCUGGACAUCCCACCUCCCCAGAGGUUACCCUUGAAGAGAUCACGGCACGUGAGAUUCGCCUUGCAUGGAAGCAACCGGACUUUCACAAUUCAAUCCACAAGCAUAUCAUCCAAGUUAACAACGUCAAAGUGGGCGAAUCGAAGCGAGCAGAAACGGCCGUCGAAAUUUUGAACCUUGUUCCUGGCAGCGUCUAUCACAUUUGCGUGCUUUCAGUUAGCGCAGCGAAUUUCCAAACUCCCAGCGCGAUUCUCCAUACUCAAACGAAAUCUCUUCCAUUGUCCCGUGCCCAACAAGAUGCUACUGCCAGCGGACCAACCAUUCGAGCGUCGAUUCCCAAAUCGACAAUCGGCCUGCCAGCACCCUCAGCACCGGUUAUGUCCCGCGAACACAGCGCUGGUCAAUUGCCUGGCAAGCGGCCUUCUACUGGUCGCAAGCUGUCACCUGCAACCGGAACGACCGACACAAUGCAUGGUCAUUCUGACGAAUUACUUAAAAACUCUGCGAAAAAUAAACGGGAUGAGACACUCGAACAACUGGCGGACCGACUGAAAUGUCUGCAGCAAGAGAACGACAACGUUGAAAAGCAAGCAACGGAAGAAGAGGACGAACAUAUCGCCCUCCUAAAGGACCUCGAGAAACAGCGCGAUGAACUGAAGAAGCGUGUCAAGGAGAAGGAUGAAGCCAGUGGGGAUUUGAAGAAGCAUGUCUCCAAGUUGGAGAGUGUCAACCGUUCCGUCCAGGGCGAAAAGUCCAAGCGCAUGAGACUCCUUCAGCAGAAAGAGGCGGAGCGCAUGAAGCGCAAGAAUGACAUUUUGCGCUGGCAAGAAAAAGUUGCUCGGAUGACUAGCGAUGCUGCACAAAUCAAAGAAGAGCAGACGCGCCUGGAGGAAGAUGGGCAGACUCGAGCCGAUGAAAUCCGCAAAAAGAUUGCGGAAGAGCAGGCGGAUAUGAAAACCAUCGAUGACGAUAUCCAAGAUAAAGGCGGUAAAAUCAAGAAGCUGGAGGACGAGAGACAGGGUCUACAAGGUGGUGACACUGAAGAUGGCAAGGAACUGGACCGAAUCGACAAUGAGCGGGCCCGGCAGUGGGAGGUGAAGCUGGCUAACUUACAUGCCCGAUAUGCCACACUCGUGAACAUUCAUGCCCAGGCCCAGCAACAGUACCAAGAGGCCCAAGAACGAUUGAAGUGGCUUACCACGCAGCGACCUGGUAGUUCAGGGCCAUUUUCUUUGCCGGCAUUGGAUUUGGACAUGUCGAAUACUGCAACAAUCCGACCUCGCCGCCACCGCAGCUCCUUGACCAGCAAUGUUUCUUCACCCGUCAACUACCCUGGAGUCGAAUCAGCGUUCCCAGGAGGUCUAAACUACAAUCCGCCAACUACAAGCUCUCCGACAUUCCCUCCUAUCUUCAAUAUCAACAACGGGAUGACUCUUCCCGGUCUUGCCGAUCCGCCUGAGAUUAUGCGGUCUGAUAUGGAGACUUCGUUUAACAACCCGCAAAUGAGUCCCCGCGCCGAUGCCUUCCUGCCAUCCGAUCUUCUGGGAGACGAGGAGUCGCCUGAGUUCCCGCGGCCCGUCACUCACCCACGGUUUUCCACUUUGGAUUCCUCAAAUAAUCCAUUGGAUGGCUUUGGGCAUGGUCCUGCAUCGCCCGUUUCUUCGGGGAGCAGGCCUGGUAGCAUAUUUGCUAGUCCGCUUGAAACGCACCAUCGACGGGAUUCGGACUCGCAGGCAAUGCAACUAUCCGUGGCAGGGGAGGAGCCAAAGUCUGCGUCUAGAAGACUGUCAGGAAUUUUCGGUUUCCGCCCCCGCGGCAAGACCUUGGCUGACGAACCACCGAUGCUGGGAACUUUGAAAUCUGGGCAGAGUCAGUCUUUCCCACGCAAUGUUGAUGAGCUGGACCCAAUCGGCUCACGGAGCCGAAGGCUCAGCUACUCGGGCAACUGGGCCAAUGCCAUGUCAUUGUUUCCCCGGAGCAACACAAGUGGGGUUACGACAGACAGUUCUUCGGAUCAUGUCCCUUCUCGCCGGGCCGCGUUUUCGAACAUUUUCUCAUCAACUAAAUUUGCGAAGAGUGGUGCCGCUAGCCGUGGAAACUCUGACUUAAGCACCGGAUACAACCAGUUUAGCCCUCGCCACGAUCCUAUCGAUCCAUCGUCUCUGCUCGGUGGUGUUCGUCGCGGUUCUAUCUCUCCUCGGCCGUCCUCCACCUUUUCUUUCGACAACCAAAACCAGCUUCCGCAUCCCUCAACGGACAAUCGACAUUUUGGUUGGCCUUCAACGGAUCAAACUGGUCACCGCAAUAGUCCCCUUGGGCUCGACUGGGCAUCCCCAUCUACAUGGUCUAGAGCGCCAUCACGCCGUCCAUCGAUUCAAUAUGGAUCAUCAGGCCAUCUCCCAUUGGGAUUAACUGGUGAGCCGGAUUUCGUCGAGGACUCUCACGAUCGUCAACUCCGGCCGCUCCAGGCCCCCAUCGGCACUCGGCCUUCUUCAUCCCAUCGUCCAAUCACCCCAAAGCUGAAUCCCGCUGCCCCGUCCUUCAAGGGAAUCUUCUCCAGCAAGAAAUCAGACAGAGGCAAAGACAAGGUUAAGGAUCUUGGCGCACCCUUCGAUCUCCAACUGGACGAUGGGUCUCCUGAUGAGCGUCGCACGUCUCGCGAUUCCCGCUCUCUUUCUCACUUUGGCGGUGACUCGUACGAAUCCUUGGAACGCAUGCCAUCUGGUACAUCGGCGGACAACGCAUCUAAGGAAUCGUUUAUUCGCAAGAUUACGCGCAAAGGCAGCUCUAGCAAGUUUAGCUCUUGGAAGGAUCGCUCGGGUUUAUUCUCCAAGAAGGGCGACUCUUCGCAAGGAGACAUUGACGAGGAUAUGGCCAAUGAGACGCAGCUGGGCAAGAGCAUGGACAGUACUGUGUCGAGUGUCCCCUCGGCCGAUCGUUCUACCCGCAGCAGCCUUGGCUUCUUCUCGCGCAAGUCGCGCAGAUCCGAUAAGGCCAGCGAGACGAGCGAGCGGACUGAUGAAACCGGUGACGAGGAGAUUCCUGAAGUUGCCGAAUCGUGA